AUGGACAACAACAUAUUUUCCGCCUGGAGGGGCAGACACGACGCUCCUGGGAACAACAACUCCUGGUCUGCGACUGCUUCUUCUGCGUCUGCCCCUGGUGCCAUCUCAAACAGCACCGCUGCUACCACGUCCUCCUCUCGCCCUGACGAUGACAGCAAGAACAAGAACAACAACAACAACAACAGGAGCACCAACUAUGGCUUCGGUGGCAGCAACACGAAUUUCAGCAGCAGCGGUGCUGGCUUUGGCGGCAGUAACACCAGUUUCAGCGGUUCUGGCUUCGGCGGCACUAGCUUCAACAGCAACAACGAUACGACGAGCGGCAUCGGAGGAGGAGGAGGAGGAGGAGUUAAUCAGCUCUCGAAGCUGUCUGGUGACAUCGGGACCAUGCAGAUCAGCUCAUCGACCACAACCUCGUCCGGUCCUUUGACGACUCCUACGGCAACUUUAUCAGCUUCGAUCCUGGCCUCGGCGCCCUCUUCUGCGCAGGAUCAGACUGGCGGGGAUGGUGAAGGUUUUUCAUCCUCGCCGUCUCUUGGCGAAAUUCAUGACAGCCAGUCGCGAGAGAUGAGCAAUUUGAACGCGGGCUAUGAUGUCCAUGUCAUUCAGCAGGACCAGAGUUCGCCUUAUCACUCCAUCACGCGCUUUGAAGAACUGAGCUUGCACGAAGAUAUCCUGAAGGGUCUGUACAACAAAAAGUUUGAUCGCCCGUCCAAGAUCCAGGAACACGCGUUGCCACUUCUGAUGAAGAACCCGCCGCAGCAUCUGAUCGGCCAAGCUCAGUCUGGCACGGGAAAGACGGCCGCGUUCUGUCUUGCUGUUCUCAGCCGAAUUAACUUUGACGAUCCGAAUUGCCAGGCGAUCAUCUUGUCACCGACGCGCGAGUUGACCCAGCAGACGGUCGAUGUGAUGAAGGAACUGGCGAGGUACACAACGGCGACGGUUGCGCCUGUGGUCUACCAGAGCGACCGAUGCUACAGCCGCGUCGAUGGACAAAUCGUGAUUGGCACGCCCGGAACAGUCGGCAGGUUGAUCAAGAUCCGCCACUUGAACGUUGCAAAGGUCAGAAUGCUCGUCUUGGACGAAGCCGACUCCAUGCUGGAUAUGCAGAACCUUGGCCAGAUGAGCGUCCAGAUCAAGAGGCUGAUACCGAAUACAGCACAACUGGUCUUGUUCUCGGCAACGUACCCGACUCGCUUCGAGAGGUACAUCGAGGAGUUCCUGGGAAACGCGCCCAAGAACGAGAUCCGCCUUCGCAAGGUCGAGGAGCUUGCAAUUCGAACCAUCCGCCAGUUCUACAUUGACUGCGAGGACGAAGAGGACCGAUUCUCCCUCCUGUCGGACCUCUACAAGGUCAUGACCAUCUCCAAGAGUAUUAUCUUUGUCCACGCACGCGAGGUGGCAGACAAGAUUACGGCACGACUGAUUAGAGCUGGACACUAUGUCAGCCUCUUGCACGGAGGCCUCAGUCCAAACGAGCGCGACAAAUGCAUGGAUGAUUUCCGAAACACGCGUACAAAAGUCCUAGUCGCGACCAACGUCUUGGCGCGCGGGAUCGAUAUCUAUGAUGUCAACAUGGUCGUCAACUACGAUCUCCCCACCACCCUGCGCGGUCCGGAUCGCAAGAAGGUUGCUGACUACGAGGUCUACUUGCACAGAAUCGGACGUACGGGCCGAUUUGGUCGACGUGGGGUGGCCAUCAACUUUGUCCACUCGCUGGAGGCGCAUGAGAUCUUGCAGGAUAUCCAAAACCAUUAUAUGUGUGACAUCCUCAAGAUUGUUACCGACUGGAUGAACCUGGAAGGAAAGACAGGGGACGAGAAGAAGGAGACGCGUCUUGAUAAUAUUGAGGCGUUUAUCAAGAAGACUUUGAAGGGUGUCUAA
Molecule: messenger RNA, 1884 nt
Organism: Linnemannia hyalina
Lineage: Eukaryota; Fungi; Mortierellomycota; Mortierellomycetes; Mortierellales; Mortierellaceae
Source: the annotation of a GenBank genome assembly